AUGUCCACGAAAGAAAAAGAUCUAACCUUAAAUUUCGAAGCCGUCUGUCGAGCUGCCCAAAAGGGAAACGUGGAUUAUUUUCGGGGCAUAUCUCAGCAUUUUCGAGAAGAAUGGCUGGUUAGGAAAUGCAAUCAGAGAUCGGGGGAUAAUAUUUUGCACAUUGCUGCUCGUUUUGGACGUUUGUCGAUUCUUGAAUUUAUUGCCAAAGAACUUUUCGCCAGUCAUGGCAUGAAAUGGUCGGUAAAGAAAUUGGAAAUCUUCGAUUCGAUCAAUGCAGACCGAAAAACUCCUCUGCACGAAGCCGCCCAAUCUGACCAUCUUGACUGUGUUCAAUUUCUUCUUCAGCAAAAGGUUAAUGUAGACAGUAUGAAAAGGGCAGAUUGGACACCUUUGAUGCUAGCCAUUGCCAAGGGAAAUAAAGAAGUUGUUCUUCAACUUUUAAAUGCAUCAGCCAAUCCAGCCUUGGUAAAUAAAGAUGGAUGGAAUUCAUUUCAUUUGGCUUGCAGGGAAGGCAAUUUGGAAAUAGUGAAAUUGCUGUCAGAUACCAAAGCAGAUUUAUGGAAAGUUGCUAGCAAAAAUGGACGUACACCUCUCCACACAGCAGCACUCCAUGGUUGCAAAGAUGUUGUUCAUUGGCUUCUUGAAAGUUGCCAACAUCCUGUUGAUGCUGAGGAUUCUUGUGGCAACACCCCACUUAUGGAUGCUAUACGUAUGGGCCAUACAGAAGUUGCUGCUAUGAUGAUUGAAGACUUUAAGGCUAAUAUAAUGAAAACAGAUCGACUUGGUUACCAGCUUUUGCACGUUGCUGCCCAAAGUGGACAUCUUGCAUCUGUCACAUACAUUUUAAUAAACUUUGCAGUUGACAUAAAUGCAGUUUCCUUCAAAAAUAUUACACCACUACAUUUGGCAGCAAAGGAGGGCCAUAAAGAAAUUAUUAGCUGUUUGUUAUCUCAUGGAGCAAACAUUUAUCUGCAAGAUGAGAUGGGAAGGACAGCUUUAAACAUAGUAGAGAAUAAUAAUCAUUCAGACUGCGUCCAAAUUUUAAAGCAGCAAUAUUCAUAG
Messenger RNA from Acanthosepion pharaonis, 1062 nucleotides. The record is from the annotation of a GenBank genome assembly. NCBI's taxonomy places the organism in Eukaryota, Metazoa, Mollusca, Cephalopoda, Sepiida, Sepiidae.